AGUUUAAUAUUUCCAUUUGCAAUAGCUACAACUUCCCGAUUUAAAUUUGAAAAUCAUUCCCACUAUGGAAAAGUACAUCAGCGUCAAAGACUUGGAAAAUGCUGCUUUGUCGAUGUUAUCGAAAUCUACUGGAGACUAUUAUAAAAGUGGAGCAACAGAUGAACAGAGUCUGGCUGAAAAUAGAGAUGCUUUUAAAAGAUUGCGAAUACUGCCAAAGUGCUUAGUUGGUGUUGGGAAUACCUGCCUAAAUACUACAGUGCUCGGGCAUAAAGUGUCCAUGCCAAUCGGCAUAUCGCCAACGGCUAUGCAGCGCAUGGCUCAUCCUGAUGGCGAACUGGCUAAUGUAAGAGCUGCACAGGCAGAGGGUACAAUAUACACGUUAAGUACCAUAGCAACAAGUUCUAUCGAAGAGGUAUCGGAGGCAGCCCCUGACGCCAUUAAGUGGUUCCAACUCUACAUUUAUAAUGAUCGAGACCUUACCAGAAAUUUAGUUUUACGCGCCGAGAAAGCAGGAUUUAAAGCAAUAGCUCUAACAGUGGACACUCCGUUAUUUGGAAUACGACGAGCCGACAUUCGUAAUAAUUUUACCUUGCCUCCCCAUUUAAGAUUGGCGAAUUUCGACGGGCAUUUGUCUACUAAAAUUCAGAAAGCUCAGGGCGGUGGAAGUGGCCUUAAUAAAUACGUCGAAAAUUUAUUUGACAAAAAUUUAAACUGGGAUGAUAUUAAAUGGCUUAAAAGUAUCACAAAUCUCCCAAUAGUGGCAAAAGGAAUAAUGCGAGCCGAUGACGCAAUCGAGGCGGUGAAAGCGGGCUGCUCCGGCAUCCUGGUGUCCAACCACGGCGCCCGGCAGCUCGACGGGGUCCCGGCGACUAUUGAAGUAUUGCCAGAGAUAAUAGAAGCUGUGAAGAGUUACGACGUCGAAGUUUACUUGGAUGGUGGCGUUACUACUGGAACUGACGCAUACAAGGCUUUGGCUCUCGGUGCACGAAUGGUGUUCGUGGGGCGGCCGGCGCUGUGGGGGCUGACUGUAGGCGGCCAAGCCGGAGUUCAAAAGAUGCUGCAAAUACUAAGAUCAGAACUCCAAUUUGCAGUACAAAUUGCAGGCACGCCAACCAUUAGCGACAUAACGAGGGACAUGGUGUGUCAUCAAUCCGUGUACAGUAAACUGUAACGUGACGUGAAACGACGAAAAGCUGGAUUAGGAAGAGUACGGGACAAAGACAAUG
This is a messenger RNA of Cydia amplana, 1226 nucleotides long. It is a transcript of the gene Hao, whose product is annotated as 2-Hydroxyacid oxidase 1. Lineage: Eukaryota; Metazoa; Arthropoda; Insecta; Lepidoptera; Tortricidae. Bases 65 to 1171 code for a protein of 368 amino acids. Gene Ontology annotation, molecular function: oxidoreductase activity; FMN binding. The transcript has 9 exons. The record is from RefSeq and is a predicted model, not a curated record.